AUGACAACAAGAACCAGUUCGCCCGUUCCGUCUACUAGUUCAUCUAUUACUAAUGAACCUGCUAAGACAGAAAAUAACUUCAUGGAAUUGUCUGAAUCUGCAAUUUACGAUGAUACUGGUGCACGCACAGCUGAUUAUAUAAAAGAAUGCUUUGAAAAUAUUACCGAAGAGUUCACAAUAGAAAAGGAUUGCAUUUUAUCAAUCACCACUGACGGUGGUGCUAACAUGGUUGCUGCAGUGAAACAAUAUUUGGGAGAUCGAAAAAGAAUUCCUUGCAUGGCGCAUUUGCUGAAUUUAAUAGUGGAUGGGGCAACAAGAGAUAAUGGACCAUUUCUACAAAUUGCCAAUCGUGUCAAAGCCAUCGUAACAUAUUUUAAACAAUCUGUAAACGCAAUGGACGAUUUAUGA
Messenger RNA from Parnassius apollo (apollo), 408 nucleotides. Lineage: Eukaryota; Metazoa; Arthropoda; Insecta; Lepidoptera; Papilionidae. The record is from the annotation of a GenBank genome assembly.